Clarias gariepinus (North African catfish) is the source of this 1244-nucleotide messenger RNA. Its product is annotated as 1-phosphatidylinositol phosphodiesterase-like. Gene Ontology annotation, biological process: lipid metabolic process. The transcript has 3 exons. The record is from RefSeq and is a predicted model, not a curated record. Lineage: Eukaryota; Metazoa; Chordata; Actinopteri; Siluriformes; Clariidae. Gene Ontology annotation, molecular function: phosphoric diester hydrolase activity. The coding region runs from base 59 to 979 and encodes 306 amino acids.
CAGCAAACGCAUUCAGCCUUGCUUUCUCAGCCAGACUGGUUCACCUCAUCGAGUAAAGAUGAAGAAAAUGAAUGUUGACCAAAUCCUCUGUGUGUCAUUACUUAUACUGUUGCUCCCCGGGAAGAUUCGAAGUGAGAGCCAGGGUUUUAACGAUAAUGAGAAGCUUGUCUUUCCACCAUCCUACAAUAUCGGAUGGAUGAAUGCGCUGGCUGGUGAGACUCUCCUGUCUGAAAUCACUAUUCCUGGAACACAUGACACCAUGGCACGUUUUGGAGGACCUGCAGCUGAGUGCCAGGCCUGGACCCUGGAGGACCAACUAAAGGCAGGUAUCCGCUAUCUGGACCUCCGAGUGUACGCUUUCGAAAACACGCUAUACCUUAUGCAUGGGAUCAUUUACGAGCACUCGACUUUCACCAAGGCUCUCGAUACGCUCAAGGCGUUCCUCAAAGAGUUCCCAAGCGAGACGGUUCUUGUCCGAGUCAAGCCCGAUCUGUUUGAUAAGAGUAAAGUACAGGGCAUGGUUGAAGCGCUCAUCAGGGGGGAUUUGAAUGUCUGGGUGAUGUCUGCCAUACCACAGCUUGAUCAGGUGAGGGGCAAGAUUGUGUUCGUACAGGAAAGCAGCUUUUUGCUUGGCGUGCCUCUGUUGGAAACUGACACAAAAGGCGACUACAGGGUCACUCACAUUAAUGACAAAGAGAAAGAAAUCCUUCAGCACCUCAAUCAAGCCAUGAAUGAGUGCGGAGGAAAUUCUGUCAUCCUUACUUAUUCCAGUGGCACGGGCAUCGGCACGUUCGAGGGUAUGUUCCUAACACCGAAAAGGGUGGCAGAAAAGAUCGACCCUUGGCUGUAUGAUUAUCUGCAAAUGCUGCAAGCUGAGGGGUCUCAAUCAUGUUUCGGGAUCAUAGCCAUGGACUUUCCAAGCUUUGACCUCAUACAAGCGGUCAUCAAGUUUAAUAACCCACUUUUCAGGUUUGCUUAAAAUUCUAAUCAAAAUUAAUGUGUUAAUGGAUUGCAAAUUUACACAAAGAGCCACCAUUAUCCCUUGAUCUUUGCAAUGGCUAUUGAAGAAUUUUGUUACAUGCAAUUUACAUGUUAACACCAGUCUCUAAAAUAAGCCUGUUAGUCAUUUCUUUUCUCUGUGGCACCUACCGGAGCCUGUUAUUUUCAACCUGUUUAGCUAUGAUUGAAACUGUGAUUGUAUUGCAUUCUGAAAAAUAAUAGCAAUAAAAUUAAUUUUGCUGCUG